Molecule: messenger RNA, 2868 nt
Organism: Rhinichthys klamathensis goyatoka
Lineage: Eukaryota; Metazoa; Chordata; Actinopteri; Cypriniformes; Leuciscidae
Gene: parp6b
Product: poly (ADP-ribose) polymerase family, member 6b
Exons: 25
Coding region: 285-2222 (645 amino acids)
Biological process (GO): endoplasmic reticulum unfolded protein response
Cellular component (GO): intracellular anatomical structure; membrane; nuclear envelope
Molecular function (GO): NAD+ poly-ADP-ribosyltransferase activity; protein serine/threonine kinase activator activity; kinase binding
Source: RefSeq, a predicted model, not a curated record
CCAGACAAUAGGGGGACUCAUUUCUAAGACUCUUUGUGUCAGCCAUCUCACUUUAUAUAUACACACGCUUCCUGGUGUAGAGCAUUUUGGGAUGUUUUAUUAAGGUAAUGCCAUACAAACCUCGUUUAAAGCAUCUGCCUUGUCUUCAAGAGACUGCCAUGGAGAUGACUUUGCUAAUGGACCCCAAUAAAUGAGCUCAGCCCUUCAGUCGGCUUUGUUCAACCUGCGUUGACUUCCCAAACAAUUCCCAACCUAGCCAAACCACACUUCGCUGGAAUGGAUGAAUGUGGCAGAGGAAACUCACUAGAGCAGCAUCUAUGAACAGCAUGAGCAUCGGUGAGCAAUUGUGGAGUGACGAGGACUCGGAUGGUGACAGCGAUGGUGAGGAUUUCAUCUACGGCGCCCAGGGUCAUUAUGCCACUGACCUGAGUCGACACCCGCAGCUGGACAUCGAUGUUGGUGCAGUGAAGGACAUCUAUUCUGAAAGUGCCGUUUUUGUCAGGGAUUAUGAGACCAUUGACGAUGUGGACAUUGACCUGCACAUUAAUGUCAGCUUCCUGGAUGAGGAGGUGGCAUCAGCAUGGAAGGUCAGUAGAACAGAGCCAAUCAUUUUACGCCUUCAUUUCUCCCUCUCCCAGUAUCUGGAUGGACCAGAACCCACUGUGGAGGUGUUCCAGCCAACUUGUAAAGAUGGUUUCUGCCUUGGGGUGCAGCUUAAAAGAAUUCUCAGCACUUUUGUAUCUAAUCAAUGGAAACAUCUCAGCAACGAGUUCCUGAACGCACAACAGAGGAAGAGACACAGCUGGUUUAAGGCUGGAGGAACUAUCAAGAAGUUCAGAGCUGGACUCAGCAUCUUCUCACCAAUAACCAAGUGCUCCAGUGUUCCUCUCAUUCAGGGCCCUGGGGUGAAAGCAAGGCCAGCAGGACAAGAGUUGAGAGUGACCCGCUUGAUGAGCCGCUCUAUGUCCUGCACCAAAGGAGAUCUGCACACCUCCAACCCAAUUGGACAAACUGUGGCCGUCCCAGGCUCAAGAUCCACAGUACACAUCACCACCAGGCAGCUCAUUCAACUCUUCUUCUCCUCACAAGCGCUCAUGCACUGCAAGAGCAUCCCGACCCUGGAGUACGGCUUCCUCGUUCAGGUUAUGAAGUACUCAGAACAAAGGAUCCCAACUCUGAACGAUUAUUGCGUGGUCUGUGAUGAACAGCAUGUCUUUCAGAACGGCUCCAUGCUCAAGCCUGCUGUUUGUACAAGAGAACUGUGCGUGUUCUCCUUCAACACUCUGGGCGUCAUGUCAGGAGCUGCGGAAGAUGUGUCCACAGGAGCUGAGGUAGUGGACCUGCUGGUGGCAAUGUGUCGUGCUGCACUUGAAUCUGCCCGUAAAAGCAUUAUCUUUGACCCUUACCCCUCUGUCGUUGACCCUCAUGACCCCAAGUCUCUGGCCUUCAAUCCGAAGAAAAGAAGUUACGAGCGGCUGCAGAGAGCAUUAGACAGCAUCAUGUCAAUCCGAGAAAUAACACAAGGCCCUUAUGUUGAAAUAAAGAAACAGAUGGACAAAAUGGACCCGCUUGCACAUCCUCUGCUACAGUGGAUUAUAUCCAGCAACAGGUCUCACUUUGUCAAGCUCCCCUCCAGCAGGCAACUGAGGUUCAUGCACACCUCCCAUCAGUUCCUGCUCCUCAGCAGUCCUCCUGCCAAAGAGGCCCGCUUUCGCACCGCCCGAAAACUCCACGGCAGCACGUUCGCUUUUCAUGGUUCUCAUAUUGAAAACUGGCACUCCAUUCUACGAAAUGGACUUGUAAAUGCCUCCUACACGAAACUGCAGCUGCAUGGGGCGGCCUAUGGGAAGGGCAUCUACCUCAGCCCCAUCUCCAGCAUCUCAUUUGGAUACUCAGGAAUGGGAAAAGGACAGCACCACAUCCCUACUAAAGAGGAAUUAGUACAGCACUACAACCGGGUCAACACUGUCUUACAGUGUCGACCCGUACAUUCAAGGUUUCUUCAGAGUCGGAAUCUGAACUGCGUUGCUCUGUGUGAGGUGAUAACAUCCAAAGAUCUACAGAAACAUGGAAAUAUUUGGGUUUGCCCGAUUUCUGAUCACGUCUGCACACGGUUCUUUUUUGUGUACGAGGACGGUCAGGUAGGAGAUGCUAACAUAAACACACAGGACGUCCGGAUACAGAAGGAGAUAUUGCGGGUGAUUGGAGGACAAUCGACCUGACUGACCCGUUUCACCACUGUGACGCUUUGAGAAACUCUACAAGGGAACAUAUCAACUGAUAUGGGAAAGAAUUACCUCAAACUAGAUGUUUUUGGUGACGCUCCAGUCAAGUUUGUCUUUACAUGGAAAGAACGGAAACCCCUUUUGUAACUUUUUUGAUAAAACAUUUUCUUGAAUUUUAAUGUAGUGUCUAUUUAUGUCAUGUUCGCUUUACAUUUUUUCUACAUCAUGAGAAGUGCUGUUAAUUAGCGUUGAAUUUACAGCAGUUGAAAAAAUGUUUCAUUCCCAUUUUGCCCACUGGGGGUCUCUAUUGCCUAAAGAGAACCAUAAAAAAUAACUUGGAAAUGAAAUAGGAAAGGCUUCUAAUUCUAUAAACCUGCCAUUUAAAGUGUUUACGUCUAUUUACAUCUACCACUAGAGAUUAUAGGUCCUGUUUAAUGUAUGUUUACUAGUGAAAUGCAGCAUAUCCGUCAGUUUAUUUUCAUGAGAAUGUUGUGAUGCCACUUGUUAUAUGGAUCUUAAACGUCUUACAUGAAAUGUUAACAAGUUUGGUGCUGUGCACUAUAAAGGCAUCGUGUUCUCAUUCACUCUUCAGAGAGCUUCGAGCGGAGAAGACUGACAAUAAACUACACGUAAUGACACAUUA